Messenger RNA from Laccaria bicolor S238N-H82, 287 nucleotides. RefSeq lists its product as uncharacterized. NCBI's taxonomy places the organism in Eukaryota, Fungi, Basidiomycota, Agaricomycetes, Agaricales, Hydnangiaceae. The transcript has a single exon. The record is from RefSeq and is a predicted model, not a curated record. The coding region runs from base 1 to 186 and encodes 61 amino acids.
AUGGACGCCAUCACACUUGUACUUCUCCACUUUGGCAUUAUAUCCCGUCAUUCUCGCGGUAGUAAAACUUUUGCCCACUGCCCACCUUGCGGUGCCUGUUCCCUCUUUUUUUCUUGCUACCUCGGUGUUGGCGCUAUCUUCACCUCUACUAUUACACCGUGUCACACCAAUUAUACAACUAAAUAAAAUUAAGAACAAGUACUUCACAACUGUAUCCUGAUAGUUAACUAAGUAGUAGCACAUCAAACCCUUUCUCAACUUGGCGUUUGUCAAGUUGAAAACAUUUG